Cadophora gregata is the source of this 1134-nucleotide messenger RNA. RefSeq lists its product as uncharacterized. Lineage: Eukaryota; Fungi; Ascomycota; Leotiomycetes; Helotiales; Ploettnerulaceae. The transcript is spliced from 2 exons. The record is from RefSeq and is a predicted model, not a curated record. The coding region runs from base 1 to 1134 and encodes 377 amino acids.
AUGUUUUCCGAUUUCAGUGCCGAACAGGCUCUCAAAAGCAUCCAGCAGAUACAAUGGAAGCACAUCCUAAUCUUCACCAUCUGCCUUAUGGGCCUCCACUUCAUCCUCUUCGAAGAAACACCCUCCGACCUCAGCGCAUCCACUCCGCCUCAAGCAGCAUCGCCAGCAUCUCCCUCCCCACCAGCACAACAAAAGGCCAAACCAAAACCCAAACCACUUCCCGUGGUCGAUGUCUCAGACGCAGAGAAACCUCACGUCGACAACACACCUCCGUUCCUAGUGGCGCAGCCAGCGGACGGCAAUAUCGACAGACCAUACGAUAGCAUUCCCAUCGCGGAACCGAUCGCAGUAUGCAUGUCCGUGAAAGACCAAGCCGUCGAUAUGAUCGAGUUCUUGGUACAUCACUAUCACAAUAUGGGGAUCCGGCGUUUCUAUAUCAUGGAUGAUGGAUCCGAUCCACCGCUGUCGAGUUUCCAGUAUCCUGGAAUUCCCCGGACGGCUUUGACGUUCACGUACCAGGAGCGCGAGAGUAGAGAUGGAUACAUGCAGUUGACGUUCUAUACGUGGUGUAUAGAGAGGUAUAGGGAGCGUCACACAUGGAUGGCAUUUUUGGAUGGUGAUGAAUUUUUGGAGACGCCUGGGCCGGAGACAUUGGGGGAGAUCCUCAAGACAUUUGAGGAGGAUGAUAGUGUGGGAGCGUUAGGGAUUAACUGGCGAAUGCACAGUUCCUCCGGUCUGAUAGCACGUCCUGAGUCUGUCCGCAAAGCAUUCACAACUUGUAUCUACGACGACCUCGAACACAAUGGCGACAGCUCCGCCAACAGCCACAUCAAAUCCAUCGUCAAGAUGUCGCACGCGGGACCGCCCAUGAACCCGCAUAAGUUCGAGACGUCGCCCGGCUCGCACACCGUGGGCGAGAAUGGGGAUGUGAUUGAGUCUGAUGCCUGGAGAAGGCCAAUUACGAGGACGAGGAUUGGCCUACACCAUUAUGCGGUGAAAAGUAGGCAGGAGUUUGAGGCGAAGAUGGAGAGGGGGAAUGGGAUGACUGAUCCAAAGGGAGAGUCCUUUUGGAAUGAGAUCGAGAAUGGGAAUCCGCAUGUAAAUUGUAGUGAGAUGGCAGCUUAUGAGCCGUAG